GAUGGAAAGUGUUCACAAGCCCUUCAAGAAAGCGUGUGGAGCUUCCAGUUGUGUGUACAAUCCAGAAAAACACUGUUUGACCUUAAUA
Cherax quadricarinatus is the source of this 88-nucleotide messenger RNA. NCBI's taxonomy places the organism in Eukaryota, Metazoa, Arthropoda, Malacostraca, Decapoda, Parastacidae. The record is from RefSeq and is a predicted model, not a curated record.